AUGUCAUUUGAAUCUCUGAAGCUGUACUGCGAUCGGCUAACGGAGUGGGAGCGAAACGAGAUCCGGAAGUACCCUGAGGUGUGGUUCCUGGGACUGGACGCGAACAAGGUGCAGGCGAAGGCAAACCUGCCCAACAACUGCGGCUUCGAUGACGAGAACGGCAGCUAUAAUAAGGUGAUACGGGCCUUGGACCACCGCACCGGCACCCAGGUGGCCAUUAAGAUCAUACGUAACAAGAAGAGGUUCCACCAUCAGGCGCUAGUCGAGGUCCGGGUAUUGGACCACCUGCGGCUCAAGGACAAAGACCAUAUAAACCUGUACGAGUUGAUAAAGAAAAACAAGUACCAGGGGUUCAGCUUGAGCCUGAUCAGGCGGUUUGCGAGUUCGUUGCUGCGCUGCCUGAGGCUGCUGGAGGCCGAGAAUAUCAUACACUGUGAUCUCAAACCUGAGAAUAUCCUGCUUAAAGCGAGGGGUAGCUCGUCUAUCAAGGUGAUAGACUUUGGCAGCUCGUGUUACACACAUGCGAGAGUCUACACAUAUAUACAGUCAAGAUUCUAUAGAAGCCCAGAGGUGAUCCUUGGACUACAGUACGGCACAGCUAUUGAUAUGUGGAGCAUGGGUUGCAUUCUUGCGGAACUCCACACGGGAUACCCUUUAUUCCCGGGUGAGAACGAGGCAGAGCAGCUGGCUUGCAUUAUGGAGCUUCUGGGUCCGCCUCCGCCAGACCUGCUUCUCCACGCCACCAGAAAAAGAUUAUUCUUCGUUUUGAAAGUUACUAUAACAUUAUUUUUACGUUUAUAAUAUGUUACGUACAAUACUGGCUGGCCUAAGUGUUGCCUAUUCAGUAUCCUGAUCAGCAAUUUGGAUUCAGAGCCUCGAAAGAGCGCUUCUCAUAUAAAGUGUACAGCGACAUGCACAUGUUAGUUGCGUUUUAAGUUCGGAAAAAAACGACGUUCAUAAACGUUCGACUUAGGGUCUCCGAAUCGGAAUAUCCUGGUGAGGAAAUUGACCACGGAAAACGAACGUGUUCGACCUAAAGUCUAAGUAAAUAAUGAGUCAUUUAUGUCGGCAGACUCUAAGGGUUCCCCGCGCAGUGUGACCAACUCGAAGGGCCGCAAGCGGCGGCCCGGCUCACGAACUUUGGCGGCCGCGGUGCGAGCAGACGACACCGCCUUCCUACACUUCCUGCACCGAUGUCUAGAAUGGGACCCCAAACGGCGGAUCACCCCGACGGAGGCGUCCAGGCACGAAUUCGUGACGGGUUGUGUGGCCAGCGGGGGCGCCCUCGCACUACCCAGACUUGCGCCGCCGAGACCUGCGCGCGCGCUGCUGCACUCACAGUCUGCGGGUGACGUGGCCGCCAUGCUGGGCCGAGCGUGA
Messenger RNA from Diatraea saccharalis (sugarcane borer), 1380 nucleotides. The record is from the annotation of a GenBank genome assembly. NCBI's taxonomy places the organism in Eukaryota, Metazoa, Arthropoda, Insecta, Lepidoptera, Crambidae.